UUUUACUUUACACCUGGGUUCGUGUUUAUUAACAACGAAGUGAAUUCGGAGAUGGCCACACCAAUGGCUCUUCCGCCGUUCACUGGUUCUAUCGUAACAGCAGCUAUUGACAUUGGAACAUUCUCGUCUGGAUACGCGUUUGCUUUCAGACAUGAACCCCUUCAAAUAUACGCAAAUAUGGGGCAACUUUGUCAAGAACAAAAGCACCUACAGUCGUGUUGUUCGACGCCGAUGGGAACUUUCAUUCUUUUGGCUUUGAAGCUGAGGAACAUUAUAGCAUAUUAAUGGACGACGAAGAGCAAGAGGGAUGGUACUAUUUCGAAAAUUUCAAAAUGGAAUUAUAUAAAACCGAGAACCUUUCUCGAGAGACACAUCUUACAGAUAACGAAGGCAAGCAGAUGUCGGCUAUGAAGAUCUUUUCGGAGUCCAUUAGAUAUAUGAAACAAAAAUUGAUUAACGAGUACGAUCUUCCCUGACAGCACUUCAAGACGACGAUAUCCUUUGGAUUCUAACUGUACCAGCAAUUUGGUCAGAGCCAGCGAAACAAUUCAUGAAGGAAUCUGCAAACCAGGCUGGUAUAGACAACUGUCGACUGAGGUUGGUUUUGGAGCCAGAGGCGGCAAGCGUGUAUUGCCAGGCGCACUGUACAUUGAGAACCAUACGAACUGGUGGAAAAGUUAAACUGGAACCUUUCCCAGUGAAUCACACGUAUAUCGUAGCCGAUCUGGGAGGUGGGACGGCUGAUAUCGCAACACACUUGGUGUUAACUGGCGGGAAUUUGCGUGAACUUUUCAGAGCAACAGGCGGUGCUCUCGGAGGAACGGAGGUCAAUAAGAAGUUUAUUUUAUUUUUGGAGGAAGUGUUUGGAAGCGAUAUUAUAAAACUCUUUAGAACAACAUAUAGAAGUCAGUAUAUGGAUCUCUUACGAGAUUUUGAGAGCAAAAAGAAAAGGGUUACAGUCAAUACCGACAAACCCAUGCGAUUGAAAUGGCCUACAGGAUUAACCGACAUAAUCAAACAAGAACAUCGUAAAACACCAGCAGAAUACGUUAAAGAAAGAAACCAUGAAAAAUUGAUAAUAUUCAAGAGAGAUAAAUUUCAAAUCAUAUCUGGAGUGGCUGAUUAUUUCUUCAAACAGAUUUCUGAUGAUAUUGUAGCAAAGAUAGUAGAAAUCCUUCAGACACAGUCAUAUGCAAUCGAUUCGCUUUUGGUGGUUGGUGGCUUCGCUGACUCGCUUUAUCUAAGGGAGAAGAUAAAACAGGCCAUUUUUAAGCAGUCACCAGGUAUAGAUAUUGUCAAACCAGAAGAAGCUGACCUACACGUUCUUAAGGGGGCAGUUUUGACCACGAUAAGACGGAUGGCAAUAAGUGAAAGGAUAUCUCCAUUCGUGUAUGGUCUACGGUCGUCCGAACCAUUUGAUGAAAAAGCACCCAGCCAGAUGAAGAGAAACCCGUGCAUCCGGCUCAUAUUGUUCCGAUAUUUUCAAGAAAUGCAUUGAUAAAGGACAAAUCCUUAAGCACGGAGAGCGAAUAAGACAAAGAUUUGAAGGUUCAAGACGGCAGCCGGAGAGUAAGCUGGAGGAUUGUAGUAUAGAGCUGUACAGUUCGCUAACCCAAACACGGCAUACACUAACGAGGAAGGAUGCGAACGGGUCGCCAAAAUAGUUGUUGAGCAUCCAGAAGGAGGUUGGCCAGAUUAUGUUGUAUUCGACGUAGAAAUAGACAUUGGUGAAACUCAGUUCAAAAUUUCUGUCAUCAGUGGAUCUACAGGAGAGAUGUUGAAUGCAUCCGUUGACUUUCUUGGAAAUUAAAAUAUUUGAUAUAAACGCCAUGUCAGAUAUCCGAAGCAUUUUACUGGUGUCCUUUGUUGUUCAAUGUCACAUUUGUCUCGCCAAAUUUUGUAUUGAAAAAAAAGACAACAAUUCCUGCUGUGAUAUAAGUAAUUUAGUGUUAUGCAGUAAAAGACAUUAGAUUCUGAAUAUGAACAGUGGAUGAAAAUUGUGAUGCAAAUUUUAGGUAAAUAUUCAGUAAGCAUGUUGAAACAUUUGAGAACUACUGAAAGCGUGUUCUUGACCUGCCAAAAUGUAUAUACAUGUAUAACGUUCGUUCAUCAAAGUAUUCAUUGUUUAAUUGUCACAAUAUGAAGUAUUAUUUGGCCUAAAUGCAUCACUACGCAUAGGCAAAAGGACACACUGGCCUUCAUAAAAUGAUAUCAAAGAACGAAACUAUUCUGUAAAAAUAAUUAUGAUGUGCAUGAUGUUUACUUCAUGUUAAAAACAGUAAAACUACUGGAGAAAAAACCUAGUUUUCGUCAGUUGAUGAGUUCAGAUGUUGGGAUUAUUAUAAAAAUACAAAUUGAGAAAAGCUCGCGGGAAGACAAAAGAAUGGGAUUAGAGGGACAGAAGGCUUCCAGAGGAUAACCAUAUGGAUAUGACCAAGAGGAACAGGGUGUCGUGACUGUUCUGAAUAUGUAAUGUUAAUUUGGUGGAACAUAUGUUAUAAGCUGUAAAUUUAGCGUGUAAACUUAUUUGUGAAUGUGCGUUUUAAGGCAUAUGCAGAGAGAAGAAUUUUCAUGUCUUGAUAUUUGUUGAUGUAAUCAAGGAAUAGUUUGUAUUAUUGCAUUGAACUCACUGCCCCUCCCCCUUUUGUUCAGUAAAUGGGACAUGCACUAAUAAGUAGUCAUAGUCGAUAAAUAUUCUAAAAUACUUUUUUGUCUUUAUAAACUCUAUACAAUUGAAUUUGUAUAAUAAAAGUAUUACCCCAGUACCCUUGAAACCGUAGCAUUGUGGUAUUGUUGUAGGUUAGCUUCGGUACGAAAUUUCGCGAAAAGCUAUUCACAUAGUAAUAAUCAGAAGCUGUGCAAAAUGGGUGUACAGGCAUUUAUGAUGUUCUCAAGUGUUACAUAGUUUGUUUUUCGUUUAUUUGUUGUAUGUCAAGCUGUUCAUUUAUACAGUUGCAUUCAAUGUAUGACAGUACAGAUGUACUUAGAAGUAUAAGAUGUUGAUUGUCUGCUAGAACUGUAUUAGUAAGCUACUAAACAUUCCUAGUCAGUGUGAGUAAAAUAAAAUUUAUCUCUUACGACUGCCGGGGUUUAAAUAAUCAUAGUAAAAGAAUUGAUAUUUUUCAUAUCCUGAAAAAAAAACAGAAUGCUAAGUUUUAUUGUUUACACGAUUGUCAUUUUACAGAUGGUUUAGAAAAAGAAAUUUACUCUCAAUGGGAUGGAGACUGAUACUUUUCCCAUGGUACUUCAAAUUCUAGAGGUGUUUGCAUUUUACUAAAGAAUAAUAUUCCAACUGUUGUACACUCAGUACAGCGAGAUACUACUGGUAACUAACUGUCUAUAGUUAGAUGUUAGUUAUGAUGGGAAACGAUUUACUCUAUGUAACAUUUAUGGUCUUAAUGCUGAUAAACCUAGUUUCAACUCUGAUGUUUUAACUGGAUAGACACAAUAGGAAAUGAUUCUUACAUUGUUUGUGGAGAUUAUAAUCUAUUGUAUUAGAUGUUGACAAGGAUUAUAUGAAUUACAGAUCUGUUGAUAAUAACAGAAAAGCUAGAGAAAACCCUGUACAAUUAUAAGGGAACGAAACUUAAUCGAUACAUUUAGAACUAUAAAUGGUGAUGAAAGACGGUUUAUUUGGAAGCGGAUGAAUCCUACUUGACCUUUUUCUAACAUCGGAAAACUUUUUUUUUUCUUUUUUUUUUUUUUUGAGCUACAAAGAAUAUAGCUCGUUAAUUCAAAACUUUACACACACAUAAAUAUAUAGAUAUAUAGAUAGUAGAUAGUUAUUAGAUACAUACUUCUGAAUAGAUCGGUGAACAGAGAAAAAAAAUCAUUUAAAUAUACAUCAGUACGUAAUUCAAUAUAAUAUGAUUAUAAACAAAAACUAAAAGAACAUUCAAAUAUACAUCAGUACGUAGUCAAUAUAUUAUGAUUGUAUGAUGAUUCGAAUUUGGGCGUGUAAAGUAUGAUGUUUUGUUAUGAGAUAAGAGUCUAAAGGCGCCAGAGAUUUAGAGUAUGAGUUGGAAAGAGAUAAUUCAAGAAAUAAAAGGUAAAUAAAAUGGUCCGAAGAAAGUAACAGUAUCCUUCACUUAGAUCUCCAAAAUGUUGGAAUGUCGCAAUUUAUAGCUGCAGCCGAUCCCACUUUUUGUUAUAGCUGGUUAUUUUAUUCUUUUUUAAUGCUAUGUGCUUUUCAAUUUCUUUCAUUGUUUUGAGAUAAUUAAUAAACGAUUCAAUCCUU
Molecule: messenger RNA, 4237 nt
Organism: Mercenaria mercenaria
Lineage: Eukaryota; Metazoa; Mollusca; Bivalvia; Venerida; Veneridae
Product: heat shock 70 kDa protein 12A-like
Exons: 5
Coding region: 551-1498 (315 amino acids)
Source: RefSeq, a predicted model, not a curated record